This is a messenger RNA of Theobroma umbraticum, 1602 nucleotides long. Its product is annotated as E3 ubiquitin-protein ligase At4g11680-like. NCBI's taxonomy places the organism in Eukaryota, Viridiplantae, Streptophyta, Magnoliopsida, Malvales, Malvaceae. Gene Ontology annotation, molecular function: zinc ion binding. The record is from RefSeq and is a predicted model, not a curated record.
CCCAAAAUCUUACGUUGAAGAAAUUCUUUUGUCCCUUUUUGUUUUUCCCUUUCAACAAACAGUGAAUAGUCAAAUGGCAAAAACCAAAUAGAUACUAAAUUGGAGGCUUAACCGAGGACUAAUUUUUGUUGGUUUGCUAAAAAUAUCAGAAUCCCAUAUGGCAGCUGAUAAGAUUGAGGGCAAAAGAAGAACAGUUUGAUCAAAGGCUUUCACUUAUGCUGCUUCUCUUGUCCCACUUAAGAAAGCAAAAAAAAGAAAUUUUUGCAAAUGGAGCAGCCACCUGAAAACCUCCAUGAAAAAAAUGAUCAUGUUCUUGAUAUUCCAAAUGAUUGUCAACAUGGGAAUAAUGUUGUAUCAAGGAAUUCUCAACAACCUGUGAUUCAGCCCACCCCUGGUGGAUCAAGUCAUAGGAGUUUUAUAUCAUCUUUUUGCUUUUGGAUUUACAUUAGACUAGUUUUUAAUAUAAGCCAGAUUGUUGCAUCAGUAGCUGUUCUAGUAGCUUCAAGGAAUGAGAAGUCACAAGCUCCGUUGCCCAUUUGGAUUGUGGGUUAUGCUGCAGGGUGUGCUGCUACUAUUCCCAUCCUUUUCCAGCAUUGUUUCCUUCCGUAUCCUACGCUUAGCAGAUUUUUUGAGCGCUUUAAAUGGAUGCUAAAAGCUUACUUCUUUAUCUGGUUUGUUGUUGGCAAUGUUUGGCUAUUUGGGGGGUACUCUUCUUCAGGGGCUCCAAAUUUGCGCAGGUUAUGUGUAAUGUUUCUUGUCUUUAGCUAUCUUGAGUUUACUAUGCCCUUCAUCCUGUGUGCUGUUUUAGCAUGCUGCUGUGGGGACCUAGGUCUAAUUAAAGGAGCUACUUCAGAGUGCAUCAAUUCUCUGCCAACAUACACUUUCAAGUUACAGAAAGAUGGUACCGGCAGCAUCAUGAAAACCAAUUCUGAAGUUAGAGGGGUUCAAGUGGCAGGAGCAGAAAAGGACUGUGUUAUUUCAGGGGAUGAUGCAGUUUGUUGCAUUUGUUUGGCAAGUUAUGCAGAUAAUGAUGUGCUGAAGGAGCUCCCUUGCUCUCAUUUCUUCCAUACUAACUGUGUAGAUAAAUGGCUAAAGAUGAAAGCACUCUGUCCGCUUUGCAAAUGCACAAUUUUGGCGAAGAAAUGAGGGAUUGCUUUUUGCUAUCGGCUGAGGUUAGCUUCGUUGGUAUUCACCCUUCUACUUACAUUCGUCUCCUGGUCACCUUCUUACUGUAAUCAGCAAUCAGAGAAGAUCGAAAAAAUGAGAAGGAAAGAAGAAAUCUUAACGACAAAGAUUGUACACACCGAGGAUAUGUAUCAUACUUAAAUACAAUUCUGUUGAUAUUAACCUUUUUAUCUUUUUAUUCUUUUUUAUAAAAAUGAGAGUUAAUCUUCCAGCCGGCUGCUUCAUACUUUUCCGAUGGUGAAUCCAAGGAUGUUCUUAUGAGAAGCUCACACCUCUGUUUUUGUUCGAUUUUUAAUUUAAACUCCUCGGUGCAAUAGCGUGGAAGUUGUAUUUAAUCUUGGAUUAGUUUGUCUUAUCCUUUGUAUCCCUCAAGAAUAAACAGGCUUGAAGAUCAAUUUAAAAAUGGUGUUUAAAGUA